Macadamia integrifolia is the source of this 1392-nucleotide messenger RNA. RefSeq names its product 1-aminocyclopropane-1-carboxylate oxidase homolog 1-like. NCBI's taxonomy places the organism in Eukaryota, Viridiplantae, Streptophyta, Magnoliopsida, Proteales, Proteaceae. The record is from RefSeq and is a predicted model, not a curated record. The coding region runs from base 44 to 1162 and encodes 372 amino acids. The transcript has 2 exons.
GCUCUUUCUGUUCAUCCUCCUCCCUCCCUCAAAGAAAAACGAAAUGGUGAUCAUCUCCUCAACUCCAACUUAUGACCGAACAAAAGAGUUGAGAGAGUUCGAUGAAACUAAAGAAGGUGUGAAGGGUCUCGUUGACGCCGGCGUUGUUAAGGUCCCUCGUAUCUUCAUCCACCCACCUGAUACCCUCCAUGACUUACCUUCUCAACUGGGUUCCAGUCAGAGUCUCUGCCAGACCUAUCUCACGGUUCCGAUCAUAGACCUGCAGGAGAUCACAGAAACUCAAAGUAGUAGGAAGGAAGUAGUAGAAAAAAUCGGGGAAGCCUCGGAGAGAUGGGGUUUCUUCCAGGUGGUGAAUCAUGGGAUCCCUGAGAUUGUGUUGCAAGAGAUGCUGGAAGGAGUUCGAAAGUUCUACGAGCAAGAUAUGGAGAUCAAGAAACAAUUUUACACUCGCGAUGCCUUGGGUAAGAAGGUUGUCUACAACUCCAAUUUUGACCUAUACACCUCUCCCACUGCUAAUUGGAGAGAUACCAUGUAUUGCGUAAUGGGUCCUCAGCCUCUUGAUCCUCAAGAACUGCCUCCCGUUUGCAGAGGGAUAUUGAUGGAAUACUCCAAGCAAGUAACGAAGUUGGGGAUUGUUUUGUUCGAGUUGCUGUCGGAGUCUCUGGGGCUUAACUCCAAACACUUGAUAGACAUGGGUUGUGCAGAGGGUCAUGCUCUUCUCUCUCACUACUAUCCCGCCUGCCCUGAGCCUGAACUGACUCUCGGCAUAAGUAAGCACUCAGACAAUGAUUUCCUAACCAUCCUUCUCCAAGACCAAAUCGGUGGACUCCAAGUUGUUCAUCAGAACCAAUGGGUUGAUGUUUCCCCCACACCCGGAACUCUCAUCAUCAACAUUGGAGAUCUUCUGCAACUCAUAACUAAUGAUAGAUUUAAAAGCAUUGAACAUCGAGUAGUGGCUCGCAGCAUAGGCCCAAGGGUUUCUGUGGCAUAUUUCUUCACUACAGGUGUUCAAUCAUCCACAAAGAUUUAUGGGCCAAUAAAGGAGUUGUUGUCAAAAGACAACCCACCCGUCUAUAGGGAAACCACAGUCAAAGAGUAUACUGCAUAUUACAGAGAGAAGAGAGCUCAUGGUGCCUCUGCUUUGCCACAUUUCAAGCUGUGAAUUUUGAAUGGUUUCUUUGGACUCCCUUUGAUAUGAUAUUUAGUUUUAUUUUUAAGUUAUGCAGAAUAAAUCAUUUCUGAGAAUAAUUUAUGGGUUUGAAAUAGAAAUCGUUAGGUCACUUUGUAUCUUAGAAUGAGAAAUAAGUUCUGUAUGCUUAUAUGCAUGCAGAAUAAGUUCUGUAAUUAUGAAACUUUUAUUGAAGAUAGAUCUUUUGUAUUGGGUUUAUAAAA